AUGUCUGUUGGAAAGAUGCUAGCAGAAAAACUUCAAUAUCGAUUCAUCAAUUCAGAAUUAUUUUAUAGAUAUUUAGAAUAUUAUUUUGAUGAUAAUAUUUCAGUUUCUGAAUUAAUUAAAAAUCUUGAAAAUUUAAAAAAAAAUUAUAAAUUAAUUUUAACAAUCGAGCAGCUAGAUGAACAAGAUUAUAACUAUUCUGGGGAAAGAGCAUCAGAGUUAUCAAAAAAUAAUGAAUUACGAAAAGCAAUCAAUUCAACCAUUAAAAAUAUUACCAAAAAAAAAGGCUAUGUUAUAACUAGACAUGAUACAACAACUAACAUACUACCACAUACUGAAUUGAAAAUUGUAUUGUUGGCAGAGUUUGAAACGUGA
Molecule: messenger RNA, 372 nt
Organism: Dentiscutata heterogama
Lineage: Eukaryota; Fungi; Glomeromycota; Glomeromycetes; Diversisporales; Gigasporaceae
Source: the annotation of a GenBank genome assembly